Molecule: messenger RNA, 1555 nt
Organism: Saccostrea echinata
Lineage: Eukaryota; Metazoa; Mollusca; Bivalvia; Ostreida; Ostreidae
Product: calcitonin gene-related peptide type 1 receptor-like
Exons: 12
Coding region: 56-1531 (491 amino acids)
Biological process (GO): adenylate cyclase-modulating G protein-coupled receptor signaling pathway; cell surface receptor signaling pathway
Cellular component (GO): plasma membrane
Molecular function (GO): G protein-coupled peptide receptor activity
Source: RefSeq, a predicted model, not a curated record
ACUAUUCAGAUUAUCUACAGAAAUUGCAUUAAAGAAGCGGCUUACGUUGAUAAAGAUGGAUAUCACAGUAGAACUGCUGUCAACUAUAACUGAUCCCGAGGUAUUGACUCUGUGUAGGAAACUUCUAAACCAGACAGAGCCAAGUAAUGGAAAGUUAUACUGCCCUAAGGUGUUUGACUAUGUGACCUGUUGGAACUACACUUUGGCCAAUACCACGGCAUCAGGAGGGUGUCCUAGGUCCCACCCUCAGGGCCAGAUAUUUUCCCCGCAAGGUCAGUCAUACCGACAAUGCAUGAGUGAUGGUACCUGGUAUGUCAACCCUUAUAAUAACAUGACAUGGACCAAUUACAUCCCCUGCGCUGACUUCUCAGAAUUUGAGAACCUUCAGAACAUAAACUAUGUAUAUGAGAGCGGAUAUGUGGUGUCGUUUGUUUUACUGUGCCUUGCGCUAAUUGUUUUCACCUGUUUCAGACAACUUCACUGUACGCGAGUGACGAUACACAAGAACCUGUUUUUGUCCUAUAUUCUGUAUGGUGUGAUGUGGCUAUUAUUUAAUUACCUGGUAACCCCUAAUCCGGAUGUAGCCUUUGAAACUCCGGUUUGGUGUAUAGCGCUAUGGAUCCUACAGAAAUAUUUCCAGAUUUGCAACUAUGCCUGGCUUUUUGCAGAGGGAUUCUAUCUACAUUCGAUAAUUGUCUUGACCUUCACUAACCAAAAGAAACUGCUGCUGGUGUCACUGUGUAUCGGAUGGGUGAUUCCCAUUCUUCCCGUAGCAAUAUAUGCAAUACUGAAUGCUAAAUCAGAGGAUCCUGUCGGUAGACUACACUGCUGGACCGGUGAUGUUGGCGAGAAUAAGCUGAUUUGGAUUUUACAUGGAACCUGUAUGGCUUCACUCGUUGUUAAUUUAAUCAUUCUGAUUAAUGUGAUGAGGAUUGUAGUGAUGAAAAUACGUGCAGUCAACAUCGGCGAAACAACACAAUUAAGGAAAACAUUACGAGCUUGUCUGAUUCUGGUGCCAUUGUUAGGACUUCAGCAGGUGCUCUUUCCGUUCCAGCCGAACCAUAUCGCUUAUCGUGUGACGGUGGCGCUUGUCUCGUCUUACCAGGGCGCCUGUGUUGCUUUGUUACUGUGUUUUUUCAACAGAGAGGUUAUAAAGUGUUUCAAGAGGAAGAUUUCUCAGAUAAAGUACAUCAACGAGGGUCGAAGAUCCAGCCUGUUAACGAUAGGGACAUCUAUUGGAGGAUUGCUUAGGAGGGGAAGCAGGCAAAUUAGCAUAUACACUAGAAGAACGUCUCUAUCACGUGACCGGAAGACGUCAGAACACGUGACAGAAAACGUGAACCAAAACCAGAGAGAUGUCAAUCAACCGCUGCUCAAUAAAGGUGAACUGAAAGAAUCUCAGACGGUAGAAAGUCUGCUUUCAGCCGGCGACGCGGUGUCCUUAACUAGUAAUGGGACCAGACGAGAGAGUAUCCGAAGUGCCGAUUCUUCCAGAGGGCGACGUAACUUGCCAAGCAUAUCCGAAGUGUGAAUAUGUAAAUACAUCGUAAAAGAA